CUUGCUGCAAUGUACAAUUUGCACUGUUUGAGAUGCCUUUAUCCAUUUCAGCCCCGUUCGACCUACCCUGUCUCUCUGUCGCCGGAUAACGACCGAACUCCGAUAAGCGUCGGCUAAGGUCAAGUCCCCUCACUCGAUAUUCAAUGCACGUACGGACGUACGGAGUGGGGGACUGAGAAAGCGAUCUUCGGAAUACCUGAAUGUCCCUCACCAGGUCAUACUUUCUUGAAGUUCCCCUCUCUUGAUCUCCUGAAUCGUGACCUUUAUCAUACCCCCUCUACAAGAGACGUAAGAUAACAUGACUGUCGACCACUCCACCACUAAUGGCCGUUCAGAGUCAGAAGAAAUCUCUCCAUUAGAUUCUAUUCCCUCACUCCCCUUAUUUCUGGAGGCACAGAAAGUCUCGCAGCACAAUGCGGGGAAAGUUGCGGUGAUAGAUGCGGCCAAGGGGGAGCAAUUCACUUACAAGCAGCUCUUAGUGGAUACGGCAGCGUUGAAAAAGAUCAUUCUUGAGGAAUUGCGGCUGAAAGAUUUGGAAGAAAGACGCAUUGCCUUCCUGGUCCCGAAUGGAUACGACUAUGCUGUUACCCAGUGGGCCAUCUGGGCAGCUGGCGGCGUCUGUGUGCCCCUCUGUACAACUCACCCGGUCAAGGAACUACUCUACACAAUAGACGACUCGGACCCAUCCUUGGUCAUUCUGCACCCUGCGUUCGACAAGUUCAAGGAGCCGCUCCGUGGGUCAAUAACAAAGGAUGUGCCAUUCAUGGCUCUUCGGCCUUUCCAUGCGAAAAAAGAUAUCUCGUCGAAUUCCCUGCCUACGUUCAGGCCUGCCGCCUCCCUGGAUCGAAGGGCGCUGAUGAUUUACACAUCUGGUACAACGUCAAAACCCAAAGGCUGCGUCACAACGCACAAGAACAUCACCUUCCAAGCGAGAUGUCUCGUUGAAGCGUGGAAGUACAGCCCGUCUGACCACCUCAUCCAUGUCCUACCGCUUCAUCACGUCCAUGGGAUCAUCAACGGCUUAACGGCUAGUUUCCUCAGCGGAGCUACGGUCGAGAUGCAUGCCAAAUUCGACCCGCAAGUCAUAUGGAACCGGUGGCAGGAACAAGGCUCCUGUACGAUGUUCAUGGCGGUUCCAACGAUAUACUCCCGAUUGAUCGAUUACUUCGAGGCCAACAUACGCGGCACAGACAAGGAAGCCGCUGCCCGAAGUGGCGCCAACGCCUUAAGGCUCGUCGUAAGCGGUUCCGCAGCUCUCCCUACCCCUAUCAAGACCAAGUUCGCCGCAAUCACAGGCCAGAUCCUGCUGGAGCGAUACGGCAUGACAGAGAUCGGCAUGGCGCUCAGUUGCGGGCUGGAUGUCGACAAGCGGAUAGACGGCAGCGUCGGCUGGCCUCUGCCUGGCGUACAGGUGCGGCUGGUCGACAAGGAAACGGGCGCGACCAUUGAGACUGCGAACGAGGACGGCAUGAUCGAGAUCAAAGGGGACAACGUCUUCCUCGAAUACUGGCGACAGCCCGACGCAACAGCCAGGGAGUUCACUGCAGACGGAUGGUUCAAGACCGGGGAUGUCGCACGGCGCGAUGAUGCGGGCGCAUACUACAUCCAAGGCCGGGCGUCGGUCGACCUGAUCAAGUCCGGCGGGUACAAGAUCUCGGCUCUAGAAGUGGAACGGAAGAUGCUCGGCUUGGAUGCCAUUGAAGAAGUUGCGGUUGUGGGUCUUGCGGACGAGGAAUGGGGCCAGCGCGUCGCUGCUGUUGUCAAGCAACGGCCUAGGACCGAGCCGCUGGAACUUCAGAGCCUUCGUGCGCAACUUAAGCAAGAGAUGGCCCCUUACAAGAUUCCGACAGUGCUGAAGGUUGUGGACAGUAUUGAGCGCAAUGCGAUGGGUAAGGUGAACAAGAAGAUAAUCGUACAGGAAUACUGGCCCGAUAAGGCUUGAUCUGGAAUUGCCACUGGACUGCACCAUGAAGCCUAAGCAUCAUGAGUCACAACCUUCUAUAUAAAUGAUCCUUGACAGAAAACUGGAAGACUUAUUAGUGUCUUCAUUGGUCUACACACGCUAUACUCUCUCAUGUACCAUCUGCAAAAGAGAGUCUUAUGCGGGUGAAAUGCCAUAAUCUCAACGACCGCACGCCUCU
This is a messenger RNA of Aspergillus novofumigatus IBT 16806, 2141 nucleotides long. RefSeq names its product acyl-CoA synthetase. The transcript has 4 exons. Gene Ontology annotation, biological process: fatty acid metabolic process. The record is from RefSeq and is a predicted model, not a curated record. NCBI's taxonomy places the organism in Eukaryota, Fungi, Ascomycota, Eurotiomycetes, Eurotiales, Aspergillaceae. Gene Ontology annotation, molecular function: medium-chain fatty acid-CoA ligase activity. Bases 299 to 1942 code for a protein of 547 amino acids.